AUGUCUAAUAAUACAAUGGCUACUGUUAGUCCUCAAGAGAAAAUUGGUGAAGAAACCACAGACGUGAUCACUCCUUACGUUGAAUAUGAAGCAUUUAAUUCAAUAGUAGAUGCAUUACAAUGGAAACAUAUACGAAAACGAGCACCUGUAUGUUUCAAAAAAUCGUUACAUAAUCGAUAUAUGUUAGCUAAUUUAAUUUAUUUGGGAUAUACAAUUGGACUUUUAAUUAUUGACUUUAAUCCAGCUUUUACUGGAUCAUCAUCGUUAGAGACUUUAACAAC
Adineta steineri is the source of this 281-nucleotide messenger RNA. NCBI's taxonomy places the organism in Eukaryota, Metazoa, Rotifera, Eurotatoria, Adinetida, Adinetidae. The record is from the annotation of a GenBank genome assembly.